AUGCCUCCCUUCGGCUCUCCGGCGCGAAGCGCCAUGGCAGCGUCCACCUGGUCCCUGCGGGAUGUGUCGGCAGUGACCCUCAUCAUCGUGUGCUUCUGCUUCGCCUGGUUGGUGUCCAUGGGCCAGAACCUGUUUCUCUUGCAUUUUCCGGACCGGGAAUACGCAAAUCAGCAGCUGGAGAACGCGCGCGGCCCUCUUGAUGACACCUUCUUGGGCGACGUGCAGCGCUCGUACUGGGGCCCGCGCUGGCUGUGGUUUGCUCCCCACGUCUUCUCGUCGAUCGUCUGGUGGAACUUCGCUUGGAUCCAACUCGUGAAGUGGAUCCGCGCUGAGCACAUCUGGCUGCACCGCUUGAACGGGAGGAUUCAG
Messenger RNA from Symbiodinium necroappetens, 369 nucleotides. Lineage: Eukaryota; Dinophyceae; Suessiales; Symbiodiniaceae. The record is from the annotation of a GenBank genome assembly.